Molecule: messenger RNA, 2056 nt
Organism: Leucoraja erinaceus (little skate)
Lineage: Eukaryota; Metazoa; Chordata; Chondrichthyes; Rajiformes; Rajidae
Gene: nudt1
Product: nudix (nucleoside diphosphate linked moiety X)-type motif 1
Biological process (GO): DNA protection
Molecular function (GO): 8-oxo-7,8-dihydroguanosine triphosphate pyrophosphatase activity
Source: RefSeq, a predicted model, not a curated record
AUGUCGCCGCCGUUGGCUGAGUCCGGUGGGAAACAUUGUUCCUGCCGUGGAAUACGCGGGAGGUUCAGAAAACACAAAUAUAGCGGGUGGGUCCAGUCGAUUAUCCAGCUACCUGGCUCAUUGAUCGUAACAAAUCUUCCAUUCACCGGAAGCCCAAAUUGCAUGCUAAAGGAAGCAACCCGGCCUCUAACCGGUCCCCCCGUACCAAAGCUACUAGAGGAGUAUCUUUGCCCCGUACUUCCAUUCAAAGAUCCUAUAGCAGCUAGAAGAUCUUUGCUUCCAUUCACACAACUUUCAACGAGGCUUCAGGUCGUCUCACAGCCUGUGAGCAAGAAGCAACAUCAGCUGUGGAGGAGCCAACAACGUGGAGAAAUGGUCACUACAAAGUUGCUGACACUCGUGAUGGUGAUAAAGCAGCAUCGGAUCCUAUUGGGGAUGAAGAAGCGGGGAUUUGGGGCUGGUCGGUGGAAUGGGUUUGGAGGAAAGGUGCAGCCUGGAGAAACCAUAGAGGAAGGAGCAAAGAGGGAAUUAUUUGAAGAAAGUAGUCUGACUGUGCAUAGCUUGGAAAAAAUUGGACGGAUCCUCUUCGAAUUUGUCGGUGAGACUGAACUUAUGGACGUUCACAUAUUCCGAACAGACAGUUACCAAGGCGAACCAGAGGAAUCGGAAGAGAUGCGCCCACAGUGGUUUGACCUGGAUAAGCUCCCAUUCAAUGAGAUGUGGCCCGAUGAUUCCCUCUGGUUCCCUCUGAUGAUUCAGAAAAAGAUGUUCAGGGGCUAUUUCAAGUUUGAAGGACACAACAACAUCCUUGACUACACACUGAAGGAAGUGGAUGAUCUGGCAACUGACAAGGGAUCCUGAUUCUUCCACACACAAAUGAGGGUUGGGCUGGGGUUAUUUUAUGGUGAACUGUUUGUAAAAUACGGUUUUGCAAAACGGCUUCUAACAAUUUUGUUAACAGCUUUCAUUUCUGUUAAUGGGAGAACUAAAUGCUAGUAUUUUUUUAAAUAUUCUUUCUUUUUGGCUUAAUAGAUGAUGUAAGAUUAAUCAUCCAAAUGUAGUUGCGAUGGCGAUCUCAUCCCGUCAGCCGCGCCUGCACAGUUGGGAGAGGGUUGCCUGGCCCGGUAUCCGCAUGUGUGCAGUUGGGGAAGGGUUGGCGGGCCUAGCGCCAUUUUCAGUUGUGACGCGGCCAACAGGCCCGGCAGGUGGUUGAUUAAAGUCUAUCCCCGUUGUGGCGCCUUAAAACAUUUCAGAUUAAAAUAUUCACAACAUAUGUAAAAAUUAAAUCUGCCAUCUUUGGUGCUUCUUUCCAAUCCACAGCUAAUGAUAUAAAUUAUUUAAAAAAUAAUCUUUGCUUAUACAAUUCUGCAAUAUUCCCAUUAAAAAAAACAGCAAAUGCACAUAUACAGGUUCUGUCUUCAGAAAAAGUCUUAUUGGAAUAUAACUAUUAGUGGAUACCUUUAUUCCUGGUUCAAACCUAUACGACCCGUGGUCUUGUUGGGAAAUGGAUUAAAAUGGCGAUCUGGAAAUCAGCAAAGACAGCCCUCCCCAAACUGCUCAGGUGCUGCUGAGGACCCGUUGGGUGCCCUUAGUGAUGCCAGUCAAGUAAACACGGAAGUAUUAGAUUAAAAAAAUUAAGUAGAUUAAAGUUUAUUAAGGGAAUUACUUUUUCAAAUUGAACAAAUCUUGAUACUGCACACCCCAGGCGAAUGGUGAGUAAGGUGGGCCUAAAAUUGGUGCGCUAUCGUGUACUGUUUUGGCUGUUUUUCAGGAACAAACAUACAUACAAGAUGAAACUUUUAGUUUUACAUAUAUAACAUAUAUUUAUAUUAGAUGACCAUUGGGUCCCCGUUGUGACGCCAGAGGUCCCCGUUGUGAUGCCAGUCAUAUUGGCGAUCUGAAAAUGGCGGCAGGCCUGGCAGCCCUCCCCCAACUGCACUCACGGAUACCAGGCACAGCAAACCUCCCCCAACUGCGCCGGCACGACUGACGGGGCCGGCAAGUGGGAGCGCUGUGCCAUUCGCGGUAUAAAGUAAAUUAAAGUUUUUUAAUGGAA